This is a messenger RNA of Pelodiscus sinensis (Chinese soft-shelled turtle), 2330 nucleotides long. It is a transcript of the gene RAMP2, whose product is annotated as receptor activity modifying protein 2. Gene Ontology annotation, biological process: angiogenesis; calcium ion transport; regulation of G protein-coupled receptor signaling pathway. Gene Ontology annotation, molecular function: coreceptor activity. The record is from RefSeq and is a predicted model, not a curated record. Lineage: Eukaryota; Metazoa; Chordata; Testudines; Trionychidae. Gene Ontology annotation, cellular component: signaling receptor complex; cell surface; membrane.
GCUGGGAAUUCUCUUCCCAGCUCUGUGGUGGAUUCCCCGGAGUCCUCCCCUGCUUGUAAUGGGGGUAGCAAUGCUGCGGCUGGUCUGGGGAGGGGGAACAUUCAGGGCCCAGCCAGGGGGGUGCUGGUUGCUCUCCAGGCCCAGGCGUGAUGAACCCAGACCCCCCGCAGCCUCGGCCUGUCCAGAGCGCUCAGCCGGAGCGGACACGCCUGGAGCAGUUCCCAGGUUCAGUGGGCAGCAACCCCAGGUCCUGUCCCACUGCCAGAAGUGGGCUUCCCCAUAGCCUCCAGGCCCUGCCUGCCCUGCCCCGACUCGCACCCCCUGGGGCAGGAGAACAGGGGGAGCUGGGGGCCCUUGCUGGGCCAGGUAGAGGAGAAUCACAUGAGCAAGCGACUGCUUGGCCCCCUCUAAACUCCAGCCGGGGGGCUGACAUCAGUGGGUGUUUCCCUGGCAGGGAGAAGCUCUCUGCCGAGCUCCAGUCUUGGCUCCUGACAACGAAGGACGAGAUCCAGGGGCUGUAACCCUGAAUCCGCCCUGGGCAGCUCCGUGGGCUGGGCGUUCUCCGUUCCAGAGGCGGCUGAUUUCCAGGGAGCAGCUGGGAGCGUCCUGGCAGGAGCGCCCCGGACGCAGGCCAGCGCUAAUUGGCCGGUGGCUCCAGGACUCUGCCAGCGAAAGCCCAGGACGCGGAGCGAUAGGAUCUCCCCGGAGCAGGAGCCUUUGGCCCUGUCAUUGACACACUGCCUGGAAGUCCCCACCAGCCCGGUCAGAGGAAAGGAGUUGCUUCCUGUUGUUGCCAUUGAAAUAGCUGGCCUGGCCCGUCGCAGGCCAGCUUUGCAGGAUGGCACGAUGCAGAGAGACCGGCUCCGGCGGGCUCGGCCCAUGGCUCCUGCUGCUGCUCUGCGCGACUCUCGGGCGCUCCCUCCCUCCCGCCGGCACUUCUGUGCCUGAAUUGGAGUCUAUGGCCGAGAUGUGGAAAAGCCCAGAGAAUGGGUCUGAGCUGCUGCACAACUGGAGUCUGGCCUUGAACAUGACUAGGAUGGCUCUCAGGAGCCUCCCUCCCGUGCUGGGACUGAGGUCCAUGGCUGAGCUCUGGGGGAAGCAGAUCGUGGCCGAGUUGAAGCUGCUGCACAACGAGAGCCAGUUCUUCAACAUGACACGGGAUGAAAUUUACAAAAGCAUCACCAGCUGGUGUUGGGAGGAGUUCAGAGAGUGGAUGCUGGGCGUGCCCGGGGCGCAGCUGUGCGAAUGGAGAGUCAUCAGCAGGCCAUACAGCAACCUCCGUGACUGCCUGGAGACCUUGGCGGACAAGCUGAACUACAGCGACGGCUACCCCAACGGCGUCGCCGACAAGUUCAUCGUGCUGAGCCACCACACCUACUUCCUGAACUGCACCCAGGAGCACCCCGUGUUCCUCGACCCGCCGGAGGACCUGCUCCUGGCCCUCAUCUUUGCUCCCAUCUGCCUCAUCCCUUUCCUGGUCACUCUGGUGGUGUGGAGGAGCAAGGACAGCAAGAUGCAGGCCUGAGAGCCACAGGGCUCCUGGGGGGCACGAGAGAUGAACCAGGCCGGGCUGGAAACUCUGAGCCCACCUGACCUCGCCCCAGGCGAGCCAGCCCCCGGCCUGCUGGACUGCCCGGCCCAACGGUUUGGAGACGCUCCGGAGAACCAGCUCCGAACGGCUCCCUCUGAGCCCCGGCCUCUCUGGCAGAAUGCCCAGGGUUUGCACCGGGCCUGCUCAAACGAGGCAACCGCGCUAGGCUGCCCGUGCCAGGCCUGCAGGAGGAGAGCGCCCCAUGGCCUCUGGGUCUCAGGCCCACACAACCCCCCGCUGGGGUCUCAAGGGCAGCUCGCUGCAGCUGGACAAGUGCAAAGCCCCUGCAGGGAAAGGCUCUGCCUCGUCCCAGCCGCCCCGGCACCACGGAGGGGGCAGCUUGCAGAGCAGCUCCAGUGCCCUCCAGAGGGCAGGGGCAUGGCCCACGCUGGAUAGGCCCACGUGCUCUAGAGAAACACCCUCCCCUCGCACCGCAGCAAGCAAAGGUGGCUGGGCCCGGGCUCGUGGCACAGGGGCAGGAAGGGGGCCCCUCGCCAGGCCCUGCCUUGUGUUUCCAGAUGGGCUGUCGUGCCAGGGCAGCGGGUUUCUUGUGCCGCAUGUUUAUGGGGCUGUGGCGCCUGGGGCAGGCUCCCCCGCCAUGUGACACUGGAGGCUGGGGGCCUCCUUUACUGGCUUCCCCCAAAUGUUUUCCAGCCCCCUUUGCAAACACGCUCCUUGGUUCACCAGCUGGAGAUUAAAAACCUGCCCUUCCCGAGCCCUGGCACUUCCUUUCGCCAUU